CCAAUAUCCCUCGACAGUAAAGGGGCGACCUCUUCUCGUAGAAAUGCCCGCACCCGCGACCCGGGCGUCAAAGUCGACAUUGUCGCAGACGACGGGAGGCAGUGGAUACGCGUAAACACAAUAAAAAAUUCGCGAAUACUAGCCGAACUGCGUGAAAUGGACUCGUAUUCAACGGGAUCUGACUCCGACUCCGAAAUCGACGACAUACCUUCUUCCCGGGUCGUCGAUGCAGGUGGUAAUGAAGGGAAUUCGCUCCUGCGCAUGGGUCGCUCGCUACUGGAUGCCGCUCUGGUAAAUCCUGUGAACUACUCUGACUGUUCCGUGACACCCACCGUGACUAUGCUCCUCCCUCGGCUGGACCUCUCAAAUGCAUGCGAUUUCGACCCACGAAUACAGGAAACUGUAGUUUUGCUCCGCAAGUGGGGCAUUGAUACACGCACGGGAGAAGAGGCCAUAAGCCUCGAUGAAAAUCUGCAUGAACGAUUCGCCUCGCAUGGUCCAAGCACACGGGAACUUCGAAUCACCACAAGGAUCAAUCUUGAUCUCUCAAUGCUCAUCGCUCUGGUCUCCGAUCUCACACAUUCACCCUUGCCAUCAAAUGAAGAUGAGGCUAGGCAACGCUUCGUACCCUCAGAGAGCUACCGACUCUGGAAAAAUGGUCGCAUAGCUUCAGGAUAUCGUACCGGAGCUCAAGAUGACGGUUCCGAUAUCAAAUAUUCCCGGGCUCUUACAACUCAAGUCAUACAAGAGAUGCGCAGCAGUCUUCUUCUAGAUAUUCACGACAGGUUACAAUCCGCAUCUCCUGGCGCGAUCCGAUACGAAGGGGCAGUCACGGAUCAGCCUGUUCAGCACUCGACAUUGAGUGAUGUAGAGUUCUGGACAACCCCUGAUGCG
This is a messenger RNA of Punctularia strigosozonata HHB-11173 SS5, 894 nucleotides long. RefSeq lists its product as uncharacterized. The record is from RefSeq and is a predicted model, not a curated record. The transcript has 2 exons. The annotation marks the transcript as partial. NCBI's taxonomy places the organism in Eukaryota, Fungi, Basidiomycota, Agaricomycetes, Corticiales, Punctulariaceae.